CCGAAUGUAGCACAAAUCCGCCCACAACUGACCACAUGGCGGAAGGCGGAAGUAUUUUCUAAAUAGUAUUUGACCUCAAAAUCAGGAGAUAUCCAUGCUGGUACAGUGUCUAAUGCAGUCUUAAUUUAACGUAGAUGCACUCGUUGUUCUAAUGGAUCCUAAUCUGCUGUAUUGGAAAAGCCACGGACAGUCUUUCUACAGUCGACUAAAGAUCUGGGUUAAUCUCCUUGAUCCAAUCUCCCUGCUGUCCUCUGAUGCCGAGAUAGAGAAGGCCCGCACUCUACUUGAAAGUGGAGAGAAACAAAAUGAAAAGGAUGAUCAUGCACAGAACCUCUCGCUCUCAUCCGUCCAUGCUGAUUCUGGGGCUGUGCUUCCACUAGUUUUCCGCCCUCCGGCAUAUAUGCCAAUAUCAGUGCCUCUGGUAGUUGGCAGCUUUUUGCCACAUGUCACCGUCAGUCCUGCUGUCUUUUGGCAGUUAUUGCUGCAGAGUUACAACGCUGGCUUCAAUUAUGCAAACAGGAAUUCUUCAUCUGAACAGGGUAGAAAAACAUCUUUGGUGCAGCUUCUGUCGAUGGCUGGGGCGGUCUCCUUUGCCACAUGUGCUGGGGCCCUUCCUCAAAUUUUUAUUUCCCGGCUUCGUAUCAAAAGCGCACCAAUUCAGAUUAUCUUAAGGACGAUAUUACCCAUACCACUCUCAGCUGCUCUUGCCUUCUUCAAUGUGUAUACUGUCAGAAGUGAGGAAUAUGCAAACGGGAUCCAAGUGUUUGAUUCCAAUGGAAAUCCUGUUGGCUUCUCUAAAGCAGCAGGAGAAAAGGCUGUGAUGGAGACUGCACUGUCAAGAGCGGCACUAUUUGGUGCAACUGCUGUUGUCCCUAAUCUCCUGGUUUUGCUCUUCCAGAGAUCAAGAGCUCUCCAGAGGUACUCUCGGCUGGUCGCUCCUCUCCGACAGAUGAGUGCUGUGUUUGUUAUGGGCUUGAUGAUACCGGUCUCAUUCAGUCUCUAUCCACAGCUGGGAAUGAUAAAGAGGAAAAAUUUAGAGAAGGAGCUGGGUGCUGGAGCACCUGACGGGCAGUUAUACUACCAUAGAGGACUCUGAAGAGCAGAUAUAAAAUCAACCAAAAUAAAGGUGUCAGACAUUUAUGUAUUAUGUUGCGGAGAUGUCUGCUUAAGUUACCAUGCUAACCAGCUAAACUGCAGUGGCUUUGUACCUCAAGAUGUGAUAGUUUGAUACAAAACAACGCCAAACACUCCCACAGGCCCUCUCAGCUCCCAGCCUGGCCUCGGAUCAAUAACUGCACAGGUAACUGGGCUCACUAGCUAAUGGAGGCUACAGUAGCAGCACUUCGUACCUACUCUGUUGAUUCGCUGCCUCAGAUCUGUUUGACCAAUUCUUACAUAGCGCACCUUCAGCAUCAUGCAGCUGAAAAAAUGUCCGAUGCAUGUACCAGACUCAAAGAUGAUAUUCUGCUUUUUCUCCCUGUUUCAUGUAAAUAAAACAUAUUUUAAAUAUUAAAACAAUAAAACAAGCAAGACGCUCCUU
Acanthopagrus latus (yellowfin seabream) is the source of this 1540-nucleotide messenger RNA. RefSeq names its product sideroflexin 4 (gene sfxn4). Lineage: Eukaryota; Metazoa; Chordata; Actinopteri; Spariformes; Sparidae. Gene Ontology annotation, cellular component: mitochondrial inner membrane. The record is from RefSeq and is a predicted model, not a curated record. Gene Ontology annotation, biological process: mitochondrial transmembrane transport; monoatomic ion transport. Gene Ontology annotation, molecular function: monoatomic ion transmembrane transporter activity. Bases 152 to 1096 code for a protein of 314 amino acids. The transcript has 14 exons.